CAGGAAUUCGUAAGUCAUAUAUUUUCAUGGACAGAAUGGUAAUUUUGCACUUACUUGAAAUCUGUAAACCGUCACGAAGACGAAGCUAGAAAAGAGGCUGGCAGACGGCAGAAGGCUAAUCAAAGCAACACAGUGAAAGAAAAUGGAAAGGUCGGUAUCCCUCCUUCUAACAUGCGCAUUUAGCCUCACAUUGCUAGCCUGCGCCACCGCUCUCCGCCAGGGACCGGAAUUCCUACGCCAAAUCACCGACGGCGAGAUUAUCAACAGUCUCCCGGCGGGGAGCGAGAGGAAGUUCGUGAUGUUUAUGGAGAAGUACGGGAAAAGCUAUCCGACGAGGAAGGAGUAUUUGCACCGGUUGGGGAUUUUUGCUAAGAAUUUGGUGAGGGCGGCGGAACACCAGGCGUUGGAUCCGACUGCCAUGCAUGGCGUGACGCAGUUCUCGGACUUGUCGGAGGAGGAGUUUGAGCUGAUGUUUAUGGGUGUGAGAGGCGGCGUAGGGGGAGCGGAGUUGCUGGAGAUGAAUCAGGCGGAGGAGAUGACGGCGGAGGGAUUGCCGGAGAGGUUUGAUUGGCGGGAGAAGGGGGCUGUUACUGCGGUUAAGAUGCAGGGCACGUGCGGAUCGUGCUGGGCAUUCAGCACGUGUGGGGCAGUGGAGGGCGCGAACUUCAUAGCCACCGGAAAGCUACUUAGCCUCAGUGAGCAACAGCUCGUGGAUUGCGACCACACGUGCGAUCCAACGGACAAGACCGCCUGCAACAACGGCUGCAAUGGCGGCCUAAUGACCAACGCCUACAAAUACCUAAUCCAAUCCGGCGGCCUCGAGGAGGAAUCUUCAUACCCGUACACCGGCCACCGCGGCGAAUGCAACUUCCAGUCCCACAAAAUCGCGGUCAGAGUUUCCAAUUUCACCACCAUUCCCAUCGACGAGGACCAGAUCGCCGCCCACCUGGUCCACCGCGGCCCGCUCGCCGUCGGACUCAACGCCGUGUUCAUGCAGACUUACAUCGGCGGCGUAUCCUGUCCCUUGAUCUGCGGGAAGAGAUUCGUGAACCACGGCGUUCUUCUGGUCGGGUACGGCGACGAAGGCUUCUCGAUUCUGCGGUUUCGGAAAUUGCCGUACUGGAUUAUCAAGAACUCCUGGGGAGAACGGUGGGGGGAGCAGGGUUAUUAUCGGCUGUGCCGCGGCCAUGGCAUGUGUGGAAUGAAUACUAUGGUUUCGGCCGUCGUCACUCAGGCCUAGAUUUUAUUCUUAUAGGUUGCAUUUCAUGUUUUUUUAAUUCCGUACUGUUUUAGAUUUCCACAUUUUUCUUGUUUUUAUUUAUAGACGAAUACUUCAAUUUAUAGAAUUAAUUAACUAUAGGUUUAAUAUA
Molecule: messenger RNA, 1370 nt
Organism: Cucurbita maxima (winter squash)
Lineage: Eukaryota; Viridiplantae; Streptophyta; Magnoliopsida; Cucurbitales; Cucurbitaceae
Product: probable cysteine protease RD19D
Exons: 3
Coding region: 143-1240 (365 amino acids)
Cellular component (GO): lysosome
Molecular function (GO): cysteine-type endopeptidase activity
Source: RefSeq, a predicted model, not a curated record